Messenger RNA from Hydatigera taeniaeformis, 1245 nucleotides. The record is from the annotation of a GenBank genome assembly. Lineage: Eukaryota; Metazoa; Platyhelminthes; Cestoda; Cyclophyllidea; Taeniidae.
AUGGAUGUUUCUGAUGAAAUACUCGAUCAAGAGGCAUGUUUAUUCUACGAAAACGUCAGAGCUCUUGUAGUUGUAUUUUUAACUGUCUCAGUUCUUCUUGUGCUGUCAUACAUCAUUGUCGUCUCAAGGAGGAAAUACAAGGAACCUUGCCUUUCCAAAGAUGACGUAUAUGUGCACAGUUUUGUGAUGGGGAUAUGCACAGCCACGAUGGCCUUAAGUAUUAUAAUGCUUUUUAUGCUUCCCCUGUCCAUCCUUGCCAACGAGGUACUAAUAUUAUUUCCUGACUGCUACUACGUUCAGUGGAUCAGUGCGGGACUGCUACACACCUUCUUUGUUUUUGUUCAGGUUGCAUUUAAAGGAACAUGUAUCCUGAUCCCGUUUGGCUUUUUCUUUUUGUCUUCGCACAGUGUGUAUACGGGGAGCAAGGCCGUAUCUUCACGUUUUUUUUAUUCGAUACUGUAUCUUGCAAUAACGUAUCUUGCUUCGUUCGGAAUCUUAACCACUUUUCUCUCUACAUUUGCGCUUACAUUUAGGCUCUCCAACAUCACCAGUGCUACUGACCUUCUUGUGAGUAUAAUUAUUCAGAUGAUGAAGGUUUCUACAGCUCAGUCUUUACGUUCUCUAUCGAAUGAUGUCUACUUUCGGCAACUGAUGGAUGAGAAGUAUCACCUUCAACUUGAAGGGUGUUUGAACUAUAUUGAGAACCUGAACGAGCCACUUCGACAUUUAUUUAGCUCGCAAUUCGACAAGCUAAAUUACCAAACUCACUCGUGCUCUUCUGUUGACACUCAUUAUCACUUAUCUUCUUGGGAGCCCGACGACUCAUUUGGCAUAGAUGCAUUAUCUUGCAAUUUAAAGCAGGCUUCCCCUAGAACUGGUUGUUCACUGCUCUCUUCAUUGGCCUUCCUCUUUCUCCUGUCAGUGCUUCUUGCUGCCGCCUUGUAUGCAUCAAUAAAUGUCAUUGUGUUACUCUGUCAUCUCUUGGUAUCUCGCACCUACGAAAUGGCAGAGCACUCUUCCAGAGAUGCGAUCCUUUUGGGACAUGAAUCAGCCUCCAAGUUUGGGUUUAUUGGCGCAAGCUUGCAAGUAUGUUGGAUAAGUAACACGAAUGAAUAUCUUACUUGUAUUGAAUUGCUUCUGUCUGGAUACAAAAUGGGUUCGCGUUUUAGCAUUUUUGUGUUUUGUUACUGUGUGAUACAUGCAUAUCCUCCUUUGGUUGUUAAGUGCAACAGUGAUGUCAACUAA